GGAGGACCGGGCUGUGGCCCAGAGCUGUAGCAGCUCAGCGGGUGGCACGGUAACAGAGCAACCAGGACCGAGGGACAACAAGGGCUCCAGCAGAGGCUGAGGGAGGCUGCCCAGAGCAUAGCCGGUCAGGGGCUUGAGGAGUCUGGCCGUGCAGCUUGUUUUCCUCUCCACAAAGAUGUAUACUGUCCAAACUGUGUGGCCGGUUAUUCCUAAGCAGCUGCUGUAAGAGGGGGAAAUGUAUUUAAUAAAGGGCCCAGUGUUUGUGGUGUUCUUGGGCUUCUGUGGAGCUUCAGAAAUUCUGAGGUGUAACCAGCUUUUAGCCUUCAAAACUAAGAUGAACUGCCCUUGAGAAGGGGUGGUCAGAAGGGAAACAAUGUUCACCCUCUCUCUCCUGAGCCGGGGCCACGGGAAGUUGGUCCAGAACAAACAGAAGUUGGAGGUCUAUUUUGAACCAGAGGAUUACUUGAACUGGAAGUCCCCAGAGGACUAUGUCCUGGUCAGCAGACCUCAGGAAGAAGACAGUGCCGACCAGCACUGCUGGAACCUUUUUCUUCCCAAGACUUUCAGCACCAGAAAGGGCGCUCUGAUCCUUUACUCAGAAGGCCUGGCCAUCCCAGCAUGGACUCCCAGAGAGAGGAGAAAGGACCCUUCCCGCCCCGUGGGUCACAAGAAGAGACUGGGUCUUGAGCUACACACACUUCAAGACCUCAAAGAAGCCAUCCUGGCUUACGGAAGAAAGCAGAGGCAGCAAGACGGUGCCUGGCAACCCUACCUCUACUUCCGAGGUCAGUCAGAGAGCCAGACACAGCGGCAGAUCCAGCCUGGGUAUUCCGCCAAGAGAUACCUCCGAGGCUUCUUGCGGACAUGGUCCCCCACCUCCACUUACAGACUCCAACGUGCAGGAUACAUCAAGGAUUCUGUGCUGCUCCAGGAUGCUCGACCUGAUGUGCCAAAGAAUCUCAGGCUGCAACAAGACCUUUCAGGUGCACCCCCAAAGUACCAUCUCCUGCCUGUCUUCCCACCAUUUUGGAUUCAACAAGGAAACUGUUUUGAACAAGGUGAGCAGGGCCCGGAUGAAGGGACAGCUGGAACCAUCGAACGUGUGGACCAGGGUACCGCAGCCAAGCGCCGUGGCAGUCAGGGGACUCCUUUGCUGCCACUCAGGGAGCAGCCCUGGAAGGAAGAUGGAACCUGGGCAGAGGACACCUCAACAGAGAGUCGCCUCCCUGUUCGUGCCUCAGAGGAAAGCCACAAUGAGAAGACACAGCAAACCUCCAGGAAGGCCCUCAGGCAUGCCCGCAUAGGGCCCUCUUGGCUCCUGGGUGACAAAUCCAACACUAUACCGUUCGGAGGCGCCUUCCCCAGUCGGAAGGCAGACCUAAGCGAAAAACAAGGGACCGAGAAGCUCUGCAAGGCUAGAGGCGGCCACCUCUUACCAGAGCCUCCUGCGGAAAGAUGCCUUUUCCCUCCAGUAACAUCUGCCGCUGCCUCAGAGCACAACACCUCUGGGGAAGUAAAGGGGAAGAAGGCACCAUCAGCUUUGAAAUUACCUCCUAUUUUGGAAGAGCCACCCAGAAUUCUUGACCCCCUGAGGAGCCAGUUUAAAGGCAAUGAACCUCCAACAGAGCUCUUCAUCAUUCCAAUGGAGAUUCAUUUCCACACUCCACAGCCCCCAAAGGAAAAUGCCUGCAAAAGAGGUAUUGUGAGGCCAAGAGACGAGGAGACAAUCGCACUGAAAAUAUCGUCGGUUACCCACAGUUCUAAGAGAAGGGGCCAUGUCAUGCCAUGCAGGAGGCAGAAGGGGGGUGCUCCGCGUCCUGAGUCAGAACCAGAAGGAGAGGCCAGGCCUUUAUGGAGGCCUCGCCGCCACAAGCAUGCCUCCUCCGAAAGGCCUAGGGCGAUCAGCGUGCGUCUCCCGGUGCACCACAGCAGAGAGACUCCCUCGCCGCCAGAUGAUGCCGUGUCCCAGGAUUCGGCCCCACCACCGAGCCAUCUGCCCCCGAUUGUGGGGAGAAACGGUCUGGAAAUCCAGGGGAGCCCAGGCAGCCCUGAGACAUCAGACGGCAGCAAGGUCCUGCCAAGUCCCCGGCACACGCAGGCAUCGCCGGCAGAACAAGGGUCUCCAUGUGUAACCCAGGCUGGGCUCAAACUCAGGGCGAUCCUCCUGACUCAGCUUCCUGAGUGCUGGGAUUCAGGUGUGUGUGACCACAUCCAGCUUGACCUUUGGUCUUCAUGGAGAUUAGAGGGUGCUCUGCAAGUCUAUGAAUCUGUCCAAUCAAAUAUCAUCCAUGAAGAAGAAGGAUCUGGUGUUCAGCAUCUCCGAAGAGCUAACACUGCCUCUGGGACCGAUCUUCACACGAAUCUUCAUGAAAGCUCACCUUUGACGGAAACAGCAAAGAAGCAGGGAUCCCCACAGUCCUUGGAGGCUGCAGCUCAGAAGGCGGGAGAGCCUCAAAGUUGUAUAAAUAAAGAGCUGAUGUGUUCAAACAGAAAAGAAUUCUCCACGCACAAGCUGCACAUCGACAUGACGCCGUUCCUGAAGGAAAGUGGGGAGGAACAGGACUCUCAUGAAGAUCCAGGAGAAGCUGAUCCAGGAGAAAAAGAUGAAGACAGCAGCCGAGACCCAGAGCCAAGGAGUGUGGCCCUUGAGCCCCUCGGCACUGCCCUGGGGGAGCACAUCCAGACCCUUGAGGCAGACGCUGUGAGAAACACGGACAGAGAUGACGGAGCUCACCGGCUGCACAGGGGACUUCCUGGACCCGUAUUUGCAUCACCCGAGAGCUCAAGUGUCGAGGAUGCAUCUUUUUUGCCAAGAGCCAAAAAAGGGAAAACUUUAUCAAGACUGCCUAACCAGCAUGCGCCAGCCAGCAUCCAUCCUGAGGAGUUGAUUGACAAAACCAAGAGAAAGAAAAAAAACAAGAUAGACAAGAACAAAGCGCCCAUGAGGCAGACAGAGGGAAAAUUCCCCGGGCGAGCAGACACUGCUGGAGGCAAGUCAAAGGACUCAAAGGCUGAAAAGAAAUCAGAGCUAAUUCCCAAAGGAAGGAAUCCAGGAGCCAAGAGGAAAAAGACACAGAAGGAAGUGAACUUGGAGAUGGCAGCAGAGCAGAGUGGGCCCGACAGCACCAGUUCCAAGGAAGCAGAGAGUGCCUCAAGUGGGGGCUUGUUCUCUGUGUACCCUAACACAGAGGGGCCUUGGCCUCCUCCCACGGCCUAUGCUCAGGAGAGCCAGGUUUCCAUAGACAUGAGAUCAUCACCCAUCCAGCCCGCAGCUGUCACUGGCAGCGGGGAAGCUGAAGAAGAGAGGCGUCCUGACGCCCCUUCCCAGGCCCUCCUCAGGGCACAGGAGAAGGCGGCACGGGACAGGCUGCGCGCACAGAAGGCCGAGAUGAGGCUGCGAGAGGUGGAGAGGAAGAGGAGGGAGCAGGAGGAGCAGAGCCGCCGCCAGCAGGAGCAGCUGGAGAUUGAGAAGAAGAUGGAGGAGGAGCUGGAGCUGGAGCAGCAGAGGAGUGAGGAGGAGAUACGCUUGAGGAAACAGAGACUUGAAGAAGAACGACAGCAGCAGGAGGCAGCAGAGAGGAAGCAGCGGCUUCAGUGGCGAGCGGCCCAGGAGAGAGCCCGGCAGCAGCAAGAGGAGCUCCGCAGGACACUACAAGAAGGACAGCGGAAAAAGGAGCAGGAGGAAGCCGAGAGGGCUGAGGCAGAGAAGCAAAGGCAGAAGGAACUGGAAAUGCAGUUAGCAGAGGAACACAAACGCCUGAUGGAAAUGGCGGAAGAGGAGCGACUGGAGUACCAGCGGCAGAGACAGGAGGCAGAAGAGAAGGCUCUGCUGGAGGCUGAGGAGAGGAGGCGACAGGAAGAGGAAGCAGCCAAGAUGGCUCUGGAGGAUGCCAUGAAGCAAGCCCAGGAGCAAGCCAGGCAAAAAGCUGCUUUGGAGAAACAUCUUCAUUUCCAACAAGAACUCCGUAAGGAAGCCUGGGGCCUGCAGUGGACACAAAACAUUUCCAGACCAUGGGUUUAUUCCUAUUUCCAGUUCCUACAAAUGCCCAGGCCAUGAGGUAGAAGAAAGCAAAAAGAUUUUUUGAAAAAGAAAUACCAUCUGAUAAUGCAAUCUAAAGAAGAUUCUAUAGAAAGUACAACAGUAACACACAAAGACGUAAGAAGAUUCUAUGGACUUGAGUAACAGCCUCACGGGAAAUCAAGUGCCUAACAGGCCCAGAGCCCUGAGAUCAAUCCCUAGCAUCAAGGAGAAAAGUUUUAAUAGAAAUUAAUCUAUAAAAUAAAAAUGGUAAAGUCAUCCCAACACUGAAUUUAUACCUUUACGAUUUCUCAUGGGAAGUGUUGUAAGAUCACAUAAAUUAAAUUUUGGAUUCCUUGUUCAAUUCCUAUCAUUAUAUGUUAAGUGGAAAAAACUAUCAAGCCUUUAUGAAUUAAAUAUAAAAAGUUUUUCUAAAGACUGAAAAUCCCUGGGCAUGGCAGAGCAUCCUAAAAUCCCAGGACUAUGUGAGGCUGAGGCAGGAGGAUUGUAAAUUCCAGCCCACCCUGCGCAGCACAGCCAAAACCCAGUCUCAAAAUAAAAAAGGCUGGGGAUACAGUACAGCACAAAGGCCCUGGGUUCAAUCCCCAGUAUCACAAAAGGCAGGGAGGAGUAGGAGAAGGAGAUAUUUAAUCUUUGCAACAUAUUUUUAAAAAACAAAAGAAAAAUUGAGUGAGUCUGUACAAUGCCUCCUUGCAGUUUUUUUGUUUUGUUUUGUUUUGUUUUGUUUUUGUCUUUUU
Messenger RNA from Chinchilla lanigera (long-tailed chinchilla), 4776 nucleotides. RefSeq names its product KIAA2012 ortholog. Lineage: Eukaryota; Metazoa; Chordata; Mammalia; Rodentia; Chinchillidae. The transcript has 25 exons. The record is from RefSeq and is a predicted model, not a curated record. Bases 374 to 4057 code for a protein of 1227 amino acids.